Messenger RNA from Laetiporus sulphureus 93-53, 926 nucleotides. Its product is annotated as 14-3-3 protein. Lineage: Eukaryota; Fungi; Basidiomycota; Agaricomycetes; Polyporales; Laetiporaceae. The record is from RefSeq and is a predicted model, not a curated record. Gene Ontology annotation, cellular component: cytoplasm. The coding region runs from base 53 to 826 and encodes 257 amino acids. Gene Ontology annotation, biological process: signal transduction. The transcript has 6 exons.
UUGCCAUUAGUCUGCACUCACCCGCACCCCUCCCCACCCAUCACCAUACACAAUGUCUGCCCAGCCCCUGUCUCGUGAGGACUCUGUCUACCUGGCCAAGCUCGCUGAGCAGGCCGAGCGCUACGAGGAAAUGGUUGAGAACAUGAAGCACGUCGCGUCUUCAGACCAGGAGCUCACCGUCGAGGAGCGUAAUCUCCUAUCUGUUGCGUACAAGAACGUCAUUGGCGCGCGCCGUGCGUCGUGGCGAAUUGUCUCCUCCAUCGAGCAAAAGGAGGAGUCCAAGGGCAACGAGGCCCAGGUCAAGAUGAUCAAGGCAUACCGGGAGAAGAUCGAGAGCGAGCUCGCAAAGAUCUGCGAGGAUAUUCUUGACGUCCUCGACAAGCACCUUAUCCCAUCGGCUGCAUCGGGUGAAUCAAAGGUGUUCUACCACAAGAUGAUGGGCGACUACCACCGUUAUCUCGCCGAGUUUGCAACCGGCGACAAGCGGAAAGAGAGCGCAGACAAGUCGCUCGAGGCGUACAAGGCUGCAUCGGAUGUUGCCGUCACGGAGUUGCCGCCCACGCACCCUAUUCGCCUUGGCCUUGCGCUCAACUUCUCGGUCUUCUACUACGAGAUUCUCAACAGCCCCGACCGUGCAUGCCAUCUCGCAAAGCAGGCGUUUGAUGACGCUAUUGCUGAGCUUGAUACGCUAUCGGAGGAGAGCUACAAAGACUCGACUCUCAUCAUGCAGCUCCUCCGUGAUAACCUCACCCUCUGGACCUCCGACAUGCAGGAAUCUGCAGACAAGCCGGCUGAGAAGGACGAGGCUGAGGCUGUUGAGGAGUAGACGCGUCCUGUUUCAUGGCCGGGUCAGUGAAGUUUUUGCAACGCUGGCAGCUUUAUUGUUGUUAGCGUGGUGCUCCUAAUCAUCAGCAAUGUCGCAUUUU